CGGCCCCGGGUAGGACCAAGAUGGCGCCCCUUCCGGCUUCCGUGCCAUGUCUGUCGUCACUUCCGGUGGGCUGACCCCGGGCGCCCCGACCGGUCGGCUGGCGGAAGUUCCGGUCGGAGAGGCAGGAGAGUGUGUCUGGGAGCCGGGGAGAGAGCGAGCGAGCGAGAGAGAGAGAGAGAGGUGCCAGCUGUUGGAGUUCCUUUCAGUGUAUGUGUGGUAACAACAUGUCUGUCCCUCUCCUUGCUGAUGCGGUGACUGUUUCAGGGGCAGAACGGGAGACUGCAGCGGUCAUUUUUUUACAUGGGCUCGGAGACACAGGGCACAGCUGGGCUGAGGCAUUAUCUUCCAUCCGGCUCCCAUAUGUGAAAUAUAUCUGCCCUCACGCGCCAAGGAUUCCUGUAACCCUCAACAUGAAGAUGGUGAUGCCCUCCUGGUUCGAUCUGAUGGGGCUGAGUCCGGACGCGCCUGAGGAUGAAGCUGGAAUCAAGAAAGCAGCUGAAAACCUUAAAGCAGUUAUUGAGCAUGAGAUCAAGAAUGGCAUCCCAUCCAACCGCAUCAUCCUCGGGGGCUUCUCACAGGGCGGUGCCCUAUCACUCUACACGGCGCUCACCUCCCAAUACCAGCUGGCUGGUAUCGUGGCUCUCAGCUGCUGGCUCCCGCUACACAAGGCCUUCCCUCAGGCAGCGAGCAACGGCGUGAACAAGGAUAUCGCCAUCCUGCAGUGUCACGGUGAGAUGGACCCCAUGAUCCCUGUCCGCUUCGGAGCCCUCACAGCCGAGAAGCUGAAAUCCGUCGUCACCCCCACGAAGGUUCAAUUCAAAACCUACCCUGGAAUGAUGCACAGCUCCUGCCCUCAGGAGAUGAUGGCGGUGAAGGAAUUCAUUGAGAAGCUGCUGCCCCGGAUCUAAGCGGAGCCACUCGAGACUGUCGCAGGGAAAGGAUGCAAGGUCACCACUGCUGAUCUUUCCCACUGAUCCUGUCUGCUGCAAACGGAAGCCAUGGCAACCAACCUCAACUCCAGUUGUUUUCCCUCCCUUCAGUCCUUCCCUCUCCUGUCUCUUCUGCACCACGGUCCCUCAGGUGUGUGGGGUGUUGCUCCCCGAUGCUCCCUGAGUUGAGAGUGGAGCUAUUUAAGGUAGAGACUGUCCCAAGUCCAGUGUGGCCUUAUCUCUCGUUUUUCCCUUGAGGAUUUUGAUCCCCUUGAUUUUCCUAUAUCCAACCUGGCUGUGGAGGUGAGCUCAGCACUAACUCAGGCUGAUUUCCGUGUUCUUGUGUCUCCUGUUGCAGUAUUAGCAGGGAUCCCUCCCUUGGAAAGCAGGAGAUGUCUGGGAUCUGGGGAGGGCUGCUGGCCCAUGGUCCCCUGGUCUUCAGCUUGAGAGCUUUGGAAAGCUACCUAGAAAGGCCCGAUGACCCCACGGUGUGGCCCAGUGGGUCAUGGCCUCUCGGCAGCUGCACAGUCCUUUGGUCUCCAUGGCGGGACGAUUCAGAGGUUUUUAAAACAAAUCAGCCUCUGGAACCUGAGCCUCCGAGGGGCCCAGCUCAGGGGCCGUUGGGCCAGAGAGCGCUACACUGGGACUGUACCUUAAACUCUGCUCUGCUCCCUCUCCCAGCAGCACAGCUGAGGGAGCUGGCAGCACACGUGGGUUGGAAGGUAGCCACCUACGUUCUCCAUGUCCACACCCCUCCUGCCAUGUGCUCUGUUACACGCACCCCCAACAGGAAGGCAGCCAUGCCCAUGGGCUCCACACUGCGUCUGAUUGUGUCUCUGCUGCCAGGGUGCAGCGGCUCAGCUGUUCUAGAGAUAAUCGAGGGAUUUCCUUCUCCUGUUGCUUUUUACAAUCUUCUCUGUUCUGUGUGCUGGGGCAUCCCUGCACAUCUCUUCUCUCAUCACCGCACUGUUAGAAGCUAGGCAAGGAGGCAAAGACAAAUCACUGCAGUUUACAGCCAGCUUCCUAGUGUAUUUCCCCUGAGCUCUGCCCUGGGUGCUGGCUCAGUCAGGAGCGUCUCUUGCUGCUACAGCAGGGUCAGGUCAGGUCAGGUCAGGUAGAAGGACAGAAGGAAAAGCUCCAGCUGAUGCUCUUGUCCUGGGCUGGGAUAGAUGCAGGCAGGAGACUUGUUCCCAGCCUUGUCGUCGUCACCAGCAUCCACCAUUGCCCAUGUCAGCUCAGCUGUCUCAUCAGCAAAUGCUGGAGAGCCUUUUCCCACUGCCCAGGGCGCUGCCAGUCCCAGAGCCCGGCUUGGGGCCAGUUGCUGCUAUGGCCACAUAGCCCUGAGGGCUCUGCACACUUGCCCACAGGCACCAGCCUGCUGGCCGCAGGCAGGGAUUGUCCCAGCAGGGAAGGUGAGAGCAUCCGUAAGAGCUGGGGGCAGAAUCGCUUUCAUGAAGUCACCUGAGCCUGCCUUUGCCACAGGGGCCUUGCCCUUCUCCAUGGAAGGCUGGGUCCUUCCUGCUCUAUUCAGCUGAGCCUCUAGUGCUGGCACAGGGAUAGGGGGAUGUGGCAUCUGGUGCUGGCUGAUGUAUCUUGGCAGGUAGAGCAGCACCCCGCAGCCUAGAGGACUGAUCUCUCUCCCUCAGAGGAUCCAUCCUCUUUUCUCCUGCACCCCCUUGCAGCUGAGGGACAGCCUCUCCCUGAACAGGCCUGGGGGGUUGCUGUUGAGCAGUACAGGCUUGCUCCCCCCAUUCCUCCUGCAGUCACUGUCUCUAUCAGUUGAGCCAGGCCCUCCCACCCCCCCAGCGUAGACUUAACCAGCAUCGGUCAGGGCUAGAACUGCAGCUGGGGGCAGGGCUGGCUGUUCCCAGCUGUAGCUGGGCUCUCCCUGCAACCCCAGCAAGAGCAGGGAAGGCAGCAACUAACUCAGGCCCAUCCUAAAUGGGACCCCUCCCACAGGGGGGAAGAGCAGGUGAGGGAUGGUGCCCAUGGCUGGGGUGCAGCUUCCCAGAGGCAGGAGAAAAGGGGGCUUGACCCUGGUCCAUGGAUGCAGCUGUGUCCUCGGCUUGCCCAGCACUGCACAAAGCAAUAACCCUCUCGAGAGCCUCACAGUCAGGUUGGACCCAUUUUUAAAAGGAUUUAUUUAUGUUGCUGCUUGCAUGGGGGAAGGGGAGAGGCGGGACUAACUCGUCUCAUUUUGGACACAGCCCUUGUUUCUCCUCCUUGGGUCUGUUUAAAGCUGUGCCCCCUCCCUGGGCUGAGGGAAAUGCAGCUCGCAGGAGUUUAAAUUAAGGCUGGCAGUUCUACCUGAUCUAUGUGACUGUGAAUUGGAACAUUCUGCAUCCUGGCUGGCUGGGGGCCUGGCCUGCUGUUCAUUCUUAUGUAUGAAAGUACUGGCCUGUUCUCAGAGUAUUCCCUGGAGCUGCUCUCUCCCUGCGUAAGCUGCAACUUCCUCUGGGCUGGGGGCUGCUGAGUCCGCAGGGAGAAAGAGAAAGAAGCUUCUGUCCAUUCCUGAAAAUGGCUUUUAGUUCUCGGUCUUCCUUGGGGAGGGUUUGUGUUCCACACCCUUGGAUAUGAGAUUAAAGAAAACAUAAACCU
Messenger RNA from Chelonoidis abingdonii (Abingdon island giant tortoise), 3527 nucleotides. RefSeq names its product lysophospholipase 2 (gene LYPLA2). The record is from RefSeq and is a predicted model, not a curated record. Gene Ontology annotation, molecular function: carboxylic ester hydrolase activity; palmitoyl-(protein) hydrolase activity. Gene Ontology annotation, cellular component: cytoplasm. Lineage: Eukaryota; Metazoa; Chordata; Testudines; Testudinidae. Gene Ontology annotation, biological process: protein depalmitoylation.